CUGCAACGAGGAUGCUCAACCAAACACAACCGACUCUUGAUGUAGCUUCCUUCUCCAUUCUUCCCUCUUUUAUUUUAUUUUUAUUUUUAUUUAUUUUGUGUCCACAGACCAAAAACACGGAACCUUAUUACUCGCUAACACACCCCGUAACAUAUCAUCACUCUCUCUGGAAACUCUCUCACAUCAAAUAGUUAGCUUCAACUCAUGGCUCAGUUUUUUCGUUCCAACCAUAGCCAUAACCAUGCUCAUAGGUGUCUCUGUAUGUUGGUGUUGUUGAUGAGUUUAGCUUCACAGAGUUGCCACGGUCUCCAUUCAUUUGGGUUUGAUAUUCAUCACCGGUUUUCGGAUCCGGUGAAGGGGAUUCUGGGCAAUGAUGAGAUACCCAAUAAGGGAACUCGUGAAUACUAUGUUGCUAUGGCCCACAGAGACCGAAUAUUCCGGGGCCGGCGUCUCGCCGGCGAUUCUCAGACGCCUUUGACUUUUGUCCCCAACAACGAGACUUAUCAGAUUGGGGACUUUGGAUUUUUGCAUUUUGCCAAUGUUUCUGUUGGGACUCCACCUUUAUCGUUUCUUGUGGCAUUAGAUACCGGUAGUGACUUGUUCUGGUUACCUUGCAACUGUACCAGAUGUGUGCGUGCUAUAAAGUUUCCAACGGGACAGAAAAUUGAUUUUAAUAUCUAUGAUCUUAAAGGAUCAUCCACAAGCCAAACUGUUUUGUGCAAUAGCAGCUUAUGUGAGCAACAGGGACAAUGCUCUUCAUCUGGUGGCAGUUGUCCAUAUCAAGUUAACUAUCUAUCGACUAAUACUUCAACUACUGGGUUCCUGUUGGAGGAUGUGUUGCACUUAAUAACAAAUGAUGAUCAAACAAAAGAUAUUGAAGCACAAAUUACUUUUGGUUGUGGCCAAGUUCAGACUGGUGCCUUUUUGGAUGGGGCAGCUCCAAAUGGUUUGUUUGGACUAGGAAUGGGCAAUGUAUCUGUCCCAAGUAUCUUAGCCAAUCGAGGACUUACUUCAAAUUCUUUUUCAAUGUGUUUUGGAUUCGAUGGUCUUGGAAGAAUCACGUUUGGGGAUAAUAGCAGCUUGGACCAAGGAAAAACACCAUUCAACCUCAGGCCAUUGCAUCCUACUUACAACAUCACUGUUACCAAAAUUAUUGUGGGAGGAGAGGUUGCUGAUCUUGAGUUUCAUGCAAUAUUUGACUCUGGUACUUCGUUUACAUACUUAAACGACCCGGCUUAUGGUCAGAUUACUCAGAGUUUUAGUUCAGUGGUUAACCUACCACGGCAUUCAUCUUCAGCUUCUGAGGAUCUCCCCUUUGAGUACUGUUAUGACUUGAGUUCAAACCAGACGGUUGAUGUUCCUAUUAACCUGACAAUGAAAGGUGGAGACAAUUAUUUUGUCAUGGAUCCAAUAGUAACCGUUACUGGUGAGGGUAUUAACUUACUUUGUUUGGGCGUCCUGAAAAGCAACAACAUGAAUAUCAUUGGACAAAACUUCAUGACUGGUUACCGUAUAGUCUUUGACCGUGAGAACAUGAUUCUAGGUUGGAAGGAAUCUAACUGUUAUGAUGAACUCUCUACUUUACCUACUAACCGAUCACACUCCCCUGCUGUUUCUCCUGCCUUGGCUGUGAAUCCUGAAGCAACAUCAAACCAGUCUAAUGAUUCUGUAGAGUCGCCUAAUCGCUCAUAUAAGAUACAACCAAUUUCUGUGUUUAUGGUGGCCAUUUUUCUGCUUUUUGCCAUUUUUUGAGCAUAUCUUAGGCUAUUCAGUGUUGUAUUAUUGAUGUUAGUAUUUAUUUUUUUAGCCCACACGAGAGCAGCAUUAUUACUAUUUUUUGGAUUCUUAAUAGCAUUUAUUUGAAUGCGAGUUUGUAAAUAAUGUAAAAACAUUUCAGUAUAGUUAUAAAAAUAUAUAUUUUCAUUCUU
Abrus precatorius (Indian licorice) is the source of this 1928-nucleotide messenger RNA. Its product is annotated as aspartyl protease family protein 1-like. Gene Ontology annotation, molecular function: aspartic-type endopeptidase activity. The transcript has 10 exons. Gene Ontology annotation, biological process: proteolysis. The record is from RefSeq and is a predicted model, not a curated record. Bases 205 to 1752 code for a protein of 515 amino acids. NCBI's taxonomy places the organism in Eukaryota, Viridiplantae, Streptophyta, Magnoliopsida, Fabales, Fabaceae.